Salvia splendens (bonfire salvia) is the source of this 721-nucleotide messenger RNA. RefSeq lists its product as uncharacterized. The record is from RefSeq and is a predicted model, not a curated record. The transcript has a single exon. Bases 100 to 597 code for a protein of 165 amino acids. Lineage: Eukaryota; Viridiplantae; Streptophyta; Magnoliopsida; Lamiales; Lamiaceae.
GUCAUCUCUAUAAAUAGAUUAGACAUAGAGAGCAUAUUAGACAUAGAGAUCAAACACCCCAAUUGAGAGAUAUAUAUACAUAGAUCGAAACAAAAAAAAAUGUCUCUGAUCACCGAAGAAAUAAGAGCGGCGGCAUCAGAGAUGUACCGCGGCGACGAGAUCUGUCAGGAGAAAUCGAAAUUUCUCCUGACAGAAAUGGGCCUCCCGAACGGGCUCCUCCCGCUGCGGGACAUCAUUGAAGUCGGGUACAUCAAGGACACGGGGUUCGUGUGGCUGAUCCAGAAAAAGAAGUUCGACCACAAGUUCGAGAAGAUCGGGAGGCACGUGCAGUACGGGGCCGAGGUGACUGCCUACGUGGAGCAAAAGAAGAUCAAGAAGCUGACCGGCGUCAAGGCCAAGGAGAUGAUGAUCUGGCUCUCCAUCUGCGACAUCUACAUCGACCAUCCCCCCACUGGCAAGAUCACCUUCAAGAGCCCCACCGGCUUCUCCCGCUCCUUCCCCAUCGACGCCUUCGUUGUCGAAGACAAUAAGCCUCCGGUCAAGGACGCCGUCAACCUCGCCGCCAAAGCCGAGGUGGUUCAAGUCAAGGAGGUUUAGGCUCAUCUCAUCCAACUGCUUCUCAUUAAUGUGUUACUAUCAUUUAUUUCAUCUAAAAACUAUGUUGUUUUCUUUUUAAUUUCAUCAAUGUGUUUUAUGGAUUUAAGUGAGUUUUAAAUUUUAA